This is a messenger RNA of Pseudozyma flocculosa PF-1, 699 nucleotides long. RefSeq lists its product as uncharacterized. The record is from RefSeq and is a predicted model, not a curated record. Bases 1 to 699 code for a protein of 232 amino acids. Lineage: Eukaryota; Fungi; Basidiomycota; Ustilaginomycetes; Ustilaginales; Ustilaginaceae. The transcript has 3 exons.
AUGGCCUUGCCGCCCUCGCUCCAGGCGCUCUCGAUCGGCCCGCUCGAGGCGCCCAACACGCUCGAGCUGUUUGUCGACUACCUGUGCCCCUUUUCCGCAAAGCAGCUCCACGGCGUCGAGCAGCACCUGCUUCCGCUCGUGUGGGGUGAGUCGAGCCCGUACGCCGGCAAGGUGCGCAUCGUCGUGCGCCCCUACCCGCAGCCGUGGCACUCUUCGUCGACGCUGCUGCACGAGUCGGCGCUCGCCGUGGCCAAGAUCGCCAUCACCGACCCAAAGGUCACGGCCGACCCUAGCCGCAACGCCUUUUGGCUCUACUCGGUCGAGCUGAUGAAGAACCAGGAAAAGUACUUUGACGGCCCGGCGCGCGGAAAGAGCCCCGACCAGAUCCGAGGCGAGCUGGCCACGCUGGCCAUUGACACCGUCGGCGAGGGCCCCAAGCGACGCAAGCAGGCUGCAGUCCACCGCGACCUCGAGGGCGUGCCGCUCGGCCAGUCGGUCAAGAACCUCAUCCGCGUCGAAAAGGAGGGCAACGCCGGCAACGCCGUCGUCCCGGACCUCAAGUACUGCGUCAAGCUGGGACGCCAGAACGGCAUCCACGUCACGCCCACCUGCCUCUGGAACGGCCUGGUCGAAGGCAGCAUCUCGUCGUCGUUUGGCGCCGACGAGUGGAAGGAGUUCCUGUCGAAGCAGGUCGUCUGA